AUGGACUAUCAAGAAGAGCAAACUCAAGAACUGGAAGUGCUCGAGUCUAUAUACCCGGAUGAGCUGACCAUAGUGUCCAGUCAAUUCCCAAAGAUUCAGUUCGAAAUUAAGCUGCCACUCGACCUGAUGCCGUUGGAUAGCUCGUCUUUCACAGCUGAUGCACUUACGAAGGAUCACUGGAUUGUUCUAAAUAUCAAGUUACCUGAAACAUACCCCGACACUGUUCCUGUAAUAAGAAUAUCAUGCGAGCAAGCUCGGAAGUCGGGGCCCUCGGGCGCCGCAGGCGACAGCGAUUCAGACGAGGAUAGCGAAUCAGACGAGGAAGUACAAUACGAUGACAAUGGCAACCCCCUCGACUCCAAACUAACAAAUUUGCCUGACCAAGUCGAAUUUGAGGACUACAUCAAAGUCUUGGAGUCCCAGGUCGAAUCUCAAGCAGAUGAGGAUAUGCUUGUUGGCAUGCAAAUGUGCUUUGCACUCGUCUCCUGGCUGAAGGAGUCUUGUGAGCACUAUUUCCAAGAACAACUAGCAGAACUUGAACGCGAUCACGAACGCAAGCUUGCUGCGCGUGAAAAAGAAGAACAAAAGAAGUUUCGGGGAACUAAAGUCACCAGAGAUUCCUACACGGAAUGGAGAGACAAGUUUCGCGAGGAGACCGGACGUAAUGAAAGAGAUGCGAGACGCAAGGCCGAGGCCCACGGUGGCAAACUUACGGGCAGACAAAUAUUUGAGCAAGGAUUGGACGGGAGCGAAGAUGUGGAAGAGGACUAG
Molecule: messenger RNA, 771 nt
Organism: Lachancea nothofagi CBS 11611
Lineage: Eukaryota; Fungi; Ascomycota; Saccharomycetes; Saccharomycetales; Saccharomycetaceae
Source: the annotation of a GenBank genome assembly